This is a messenger RNA of Amphibalanus amphitrite, 915 nucleotides long. Its product is annotated as putative carbonic anhydrase 3. Gene Ontology annotation, cellular component: cytoplasm. The record is from RefSeq and is a predicted model, not a curated record. Gene Ontology annotation, molecular function: zinc ion binding; carbonate dehydratase activity. Lineage: Eukaryota; Metazoa; Arthropoda; Thecostraca; Balanomorpha; Balanidae. Bases 1 to 915 code for a protein of 304 amino acids. The transcript has a single exon.
AUGCCAGCCGCCCGCGCCGUGCUUCUCCUGUCGCUGGCCGUGGCCUGGUGUGACGCCAGUUCGUGUCCUCUCGUGCCUCCACAUGGACUUCCAUGGAACUACCACGACUUUGACUCGUGGAAGGACGUCCCCAACUCGCGCUGCGCAGAGGAGAGCAGGCAGCAGUCUCCCAUCGACGUGUAUGGUGAGCACUGUGAAGAUGACUUCUUUAAGCCGUGGGUGAGGAAGAACAGCGACAAAUGGGAUGUUAUCGUUACCAACGAUGGCAGAACGCUCAAGAUGAUGUUCGACUGUUUCGGACAAGUUGCUGACAACGGCGCUCAUGGUCCGCUGACUCUGAUCUCCAAUGUUGUGGAGGAGGAAGGCUACGACUAUGACCUGGCAGAAAUUCACUUCCACUGGGAUGAGCACGGCGAAGAAGGCUCCGAACAUGCCGUCGAGGGAGAGAGGCGUGCCGCCGAAGUGCACUUGAAGUUCAAGCACAUUGCCCUGGCUGGCGUUCCAUUCCAUGUGGCGAGAGAACAAGAAGGAGCGCUGCAUGCGUUGGGCAUUCUUCUCACUGAUGACAGGCACUUCCACGGCCACAUGCAUUUUCCAACGUUCCACCUCGAGAAAGACAUGCAUCAUGUACGCAAAUACUCAUCAAGCUACAGCAAAGAGAUCCACAUCGAUGAGCUGAAGGACGUUCUGGACACGGCUCUGGAGAACGUGUACAGGUACAUCGGCAGUCUGACCACGCCGCCUUGCACCCUGGGCCUUCCCUGGCUGGUUGCCACCAAGCCAGCAAAGGUCUCGUCAUCAUUCCUGCACCAACUGAGGAAGCUGCGGGACGAGCAUGGCCACCACAUGCACCGUAACCACCGGCCUGUUCAGGAGCGCAGAGAUGAGCUCCUGAUAUGCCGACACGAAGGAUAG